This is a messenger RNA of Melopsittacus undulatus (budgerigar), 1988 nucleotides long. It is a transcript of the gene FBXW9, whose product is annotated as F-box and WD repeat domain containing 9. NCBI's taxonomy places the organism in Eukaryota, Metazoa, Chordata, Aves, Psittaciformes, Psittaculidae. Bases 1 to 1944 code for a protein of 647 amino acids. Gene Ontology annotation, molecular function: protein binding. The record is from RefSeq and is a predicted model, not a curated record. The transcript is spliced from 12 exons.
AUGGAGGAGCCGGUGGAGGACCCCGGACCUCCGGUUCCGGUUCCGGUGGUUCCGGUUCCGGUGGUUCCGGUUCCGGUGGUUCCGGUGGUUCCGGUUCCGGUGGUGCCGGUUCCGGAGUUACCGGUUACCGGACACCGCUCGAGGCCCCCGUCGGUCACGGACGGUCCGGUAGAGGACCCCGGCCCCUCGUUCCGGUUCCGGUGUCUCCGGUUCCGGUUCCUGUGUCUCCGGUGUCUUCGGUAUCUCCGGUUCCGGUGUCGGUGUCAGUUCCGGUUCCGCUGUCUCCAGUUCCGGUUCCGGUGUCAGUUCCGGUAUCUCCGGUUCCGGUGUCAGUUCCGGUUCCGGUGUCCCCGGUUCCGGUUCCGGUGUCCCCGGUUCCGGUGUCUCCGGUUCCAGUGUCUGUUCCGGUGUCCCCGGUUCCGGUUCCGGUGUCAGUUCCGGUGUCUCCAGUUCCGGUUCCGGUGUCCCCGGUUCCGGUGUCAGUUCCGGUUCCGGUGUCUCCAGUUCCGGUUCCGGUGUCUGUUCCGGUGUCCCCGGUUCCGGUUCCGGUGUCAGUUCCGGUGUCUCCAGUUCCGGUGCCGGUGUCGCCGGUUCCGGUGUCCCCAGUUCCGGUUCCGGUGUCUCCGGUUCCGGUUCCGGUGUCUCCGGUUCCGGUGUCUCCGGUUCCGGUUCCGGUGUCUCCGGUUCCGGUGUCUCCGGUUCCGGUUCCGGUGUCGCCGGUUCCGGUUUCCGGUGUCUCCAGUUCCGGUUCCGGUGUCUCCAGUUCCGGUUCCGGUGUCCCCGGUUCCGGUUCCGGUGUCGCUGCUGUCCCUCCCCCCCGAGCUCCUGCUCCGGAUUGGUUCGUUCCUCAGCGCUCGGUUCCUACGGGAAGUUCUUCCUCACGUGUGCCGGAAGUUCCGGUUCCUCUUCCGGGACUGGGUCACGUGGAGGCUCCGCCUGCUCCGCAGCGCCCGAGGCCGGUUUCCGGUCCUGGAAGACGAGGGCUAUGACUGGUCGGCUGCAUGUGUGGAGCUGGAGGAGCAUCUGCAGCACUGGGAGGGCAAUGGGGCCUCAAUGGAACACUUCUCAUUGGCCGAGGGGCACUUUGCAUCCGUGGACACUGUCCUACUGCUGCAGGGCGGCCGUGUGUGUGUCUCUGGGGCUCGCGACCGUAAUGUCAAUGUAUGGGACCUACAGCAGCUCGGCCGUCCCCAUAGCAACGUCCUGGUGAAGACCCUGGGCACCGAGCGCACCGGGACCCACAAGGGCUGGGUCUGGUGCUUGGCCUCCCAAGGCAGCAGAGUCUGCUCAGGCUCAUGGGACAGCUCAGUCAAACUCUGGGACCUGGAUGCAGAGGGGCAACAAUGUGGGGAGAUCAGGGAGAAAGCUGCUGUCCUGUGCUUGUCCUAUGGCCCCAAUGUCCUCAUCACUGGCACCUUCAAUAGGACCAUAACCAUCUAUGACCUGCGAGUGGGGCAGCCCCAUAUGUGCAGCUAUAGGCCCCAUAGCAGCGCGGUCCUGGCGCUGGUGGCGGAUGAGGAGCUCAUCCUAUCGGGGAGUGAGGACAAGACACUUGUGGUCUAUGAUCGACGCAUGGCCAAGGUCCUACAGCGGAUACAGCUGGAGACCUAUUUGCUGUCCAUGUCCUACAAUGGGGCCGAGCUCUGGGCUGGGGACAACCGAGGUCGUGUCUAUGUCUUUGGGGCCAGAUCCGGAACCUUCCAUCCCAUACAGUACUAUGAUGUGGGUCACCGCCUGCAGAUCACAGGUCUAUGGCACUCACUGGGUUCCCUUUACACCACAUCCACCGACAGGUCCCUGAGGGUCCAUGUCCCCACGGAUCCUCCUCGAACCAUCUGCUCCUGGACACAGGAUGAUGUCCUCAAUGGGCUCAGUGUGGAUGGGGACGUGGUGGCUGCAGCCUCAGGUGGCCUCACUGUGGAGGUCUGGAGGCUGCGGCCUUGAGGCUGCGACCGUCACACUGCCUCCAAUGGGGGACGGGAGAGUCC